CUACAACCUAAAAAUUCUUCAAUUUUCAUCAACCAAAAAAAAAAGAAGUUUUCCCUCCAACACAAAAACAUAACUCAUCAAAAGCCUAAUUUUCAGUCUUUUUCCCAGUUCUCCUCCAAUUCGUCUGCUUCUUCCUUGCUUAAACCCCCAUCAAAAGUUGAAACCCUAGGUUUUUUCCAUCAUCAAUCCCUAAACUGAUUUCUUCAUCCAUCCACGACAUUUAUGAUAACAAUUUUAUCUUAUGAAUUGGAGAUUUUUGCAUAAUACUUUUGCACACUGAAAUCUCUCACCGUUUAAUUUCUUUUAGCUUAAAUUUUGUCGCAAUUUUGAAUUUUCCCCAAAUUGCUGUAGUUAGGGUUUCCAUUGGCGUCUUAAUUUCGCCGUCAAUGCUGAGGUUUCAUUGUAAUAGUUGGAGUAAUCAUAAUUGCAAUUUCAGUAAACGGUUUGUCGAGAUUUUUCUUCUGUUUCUCAUGCUUAUGAUAAGCUAACACAAUUAGGGUUUUUCUCUCUCCUGUUAAUUAGUACUAGUCAUUACUCCCUGAGAAACUCUGUUCUUACUUCAAUUGGUGCUUUGUGAGUUAGUUGGAUCGAAAAUGUCGGAUGAUAUGUUAAUCCAUUUCUCUUCAAACUCAUCAAAUCAGUCUGAUCAAUCCUUGACCAAGAUUGCUAAGCUUGAAGCUCGUUUAGUGGGCAAGGGUUCGGCUUCUGGUUCGGGUCCCAGCUCGAUGCCGUUACCUGCACAAACUGCUUGGCCUUCUGCCGGGUCGUCGAAGUUUGGGGUUGUUGAUGAUGUGGGAGAGGCAUCAACUUCUAGUGACUCUGAUGAUGAUAGUGGUGGGAAUUUUCUCAUACAGGCAAACAUUCGGAAGCGCCAAAAACUUCAGGAAGACAAUAGAUCUAUUUCAAAUCAUGCUGAGGUUGUUGGUGAUGAAAAGCCAAAGACCGUGGAAGAAACACCCUCCAAAAUUGGUGUUGAUACAAACAAGAAAAAACAAGGACGUGGUAGGUCACAGGGAUCAACUGGCCGUGGCCGUGGUUCAAGUAAAACCCAGACAUCUCCUUUAACUGUUUCAUCUGCAAAUGGUCAUCUGGACAACUCAAACUGCAAGGACAUGAGAAGUAAAGAGUUGUUUGCGAAUGGUGAUCGCCCUCACUCAGAGGAUGAGGUUGCUUCCUUGCGAAGUAAAGUUUCCUCUUUGGAAGAAGAGCUUCGCAAAUCACGCGAAGAGGUUUCUGAUUAUCAGAAUCAUUGCCACCAAUUAGGAAAGGAGCUCAAGGAACACAAAGACACCGAAGAAUCAAUGAAGCCAAAGCGAACAAAAAUCAUAUCUGAUUUGCUGAUAUCAGUUUCAAAAGCUGAGAGACAAGAAGCAAGAAUGAAAGUGCGCCAGGAUUCGUUGAGACUCGGCAAUGUUGGAGUAAUAAGGGCAGGAACUGUCAUAUCUGAGACAUGGGAGGAUGGGCAAGCACUGAAGGACAUCAAUGCUCACCUUAAACAAUUAUUGGAGGCAAAGGAAAUGGUUGAGAGGCAACGGAAGUUAUUAAGAAAGCGACAACCUGAUAAGAGUGAUGGAGGUGACAUGGAGUCUGGUGUCCAAGAAGAAGACUUUUUUAUUCAGGAUGAAAUCUAUAAAUCCCGCUUAGCAAGUGUCAAGCGGGAGGAAGAAGUGUUAUUGCGAGAGAGGGACCGUUAUGAAUUGGAUAAGGGUAGACUUAUACGUGAGAUGAAGCGCAUACGAGAUGAGGAUGGCUCCCGUUUUAAUAAUUUCCCAAUCCUUAAUCGUCGAUAUGCCCUUUUGAAUCUUCUAGGGAAAGGCGGAUUCAGUGAGGUUUACAAGGCUUUUGAUUUAGUGGACCAUCGGUAUGUUGCUUGUAAGCUUCAUGGUCUAAAUCCCCAAUGGAGUGAAGAAAAGAAGCAAAGCUACAUCAGGCAUGCUAUUCGAGAAUAUAAUAUUCACAAGACUUUGGUGCAUAAUAACAUUGUUCGUCUUUGGGAUACUUUUGAGAUUGAUCAAAAUACAUUCUGCACUGUCCUGGAGUUUUGCAGUGGCAAAGAUCUUGAUGCAGUUCUGAAGGCAACACCAGUAUUACCAGAAAAGGAAGCAAGAAUAAUCCUUGUGCAGAUAUUCCAAGGCCUUGUUUACUUGAAUAAGCGAGCACAAAAGAUUAUUCAUUAUGAUUUGAAGCCUGGCAAUGUUCUUUUUGAUGAGCUUGGAGUUGCUAAACUGACAGACUUUGGUCUGAGUAAAAUAGUCGAGGACAAUGUGGGAUCUCAGGGUAUGGAGCUUACUUCCCAAGGAGCGGGUACUUACUGGUAUCUUCCUCCUGAAUGCUUUGAGCUCAACAAAAUUCCACUAAUAUCUUCAAAGGUCGAUGUCUGGUCAGCAGGCGUUCUAUUUUACCAAAUGCUCUUUGGAAGACGUCCUUUUGGCCAUGAUCAAACUCAGGAACGAAUUUUACGGGAAGAUACCAUUAUCAAAGCAAGAAAGGUGGACUUCCCUUCUAGACCUAGUGUCUCAAGUGAGGCAAAAGAAUUGAUGCGUCGUUGCUUAACCUACAAUCAAGCAGAGAGGCCUGAUGUUUUAAGUGUCGCUCUGGAUCCAUAUUUGACAUAUUCGAAGAAAUAAUUGGCAUAGUCGAGACAUUUUUGGAGCUUGGAGACAGUAUUUCCCUCUUCCCUUUCAGAUUGAAUGCCAUAAUUUGGCCAUCUGAGCUGCUGAAGGGGCUUCUGUAUAGGUUGUAAAGCUUUUGUGACCUGUAUAUAUAUCUGUAUGAUUUCUCCCAUCCACUCGUUUGUUUCCCUCUUAAUCUCAGUGAGCUCCAUUCUUGUAUUUGGCGUCAGUUUAUUUGUUUCUGCUCGUGGGGAAAUCAAAAGAAAGUCAUCUACUAAGAGAUCUGAAGUUUCUGCGCAAAUACUUUUCUAAAUGUGACUAUACUGUUUGUUUCUUCUGAAGAAACCUAUGCAAUAAAAGAUAUUCUAGUCUUUUUUUGAAAUUUUGACUUUCCCCAACUCUGUAUUUUAUGCGGGGUUUCAGAGUAUUACAGGGAUAUUAUACAAAGAAAUUUCUGAAAAUUAUUUUUGGAACAUUUCAUACUCCAUAAGUCCAAGUUUUACUCGUCUUAAAUAUAACUCGAUUUUUUAUUAUUCAGUCAUCUCUUCAA
This is a messenger RNA of Beta vulgaris subsp. vulgaris (sugar beet), 3162 nucleotides long. Its product is annotated as serine/threonine-protein kinase TOUSLED. Lineage: Eukaryota; Viridiplantae; Streptophyta; Magnoliopsida; Caryophyllales; Amaranthaceae. Gene Ontology annotation, molecular function: protein serine/threonine kinase activity; ATP binding. The coding region runs from base 594 to 2627 and encodes 677 amino acids. The transcript has 16 exons. The record is from RefSeq and is a predicted model, not a curated record. Gene Ontology annotation, biological process: intracellular signal transduction; chromosome segregation; peptidyl-serine phosphorylation. Gene Ontology annotation, cellular component: nucleus.